Galeopterus variegatus (Sunda flying lemur) is the source of this 432-nucleotide messenger RNA. RefSeq names its product isoprenoid synthase domain-containing protein-like. Gene Ontology annotation, cellular component: cytosol. Gene Ontology annotation, molecular function: D-ribitol-5-phosphate cytidylyltransferase activity. Gene Ontology annotation, biological process: protein O-linked glycosylation via mannose. The transcript has 5 exons. The annotation marks the transcript as partial. NCBI's taxonomy places the organism in Eukaryota, Metazoa, Chordata, Mammalia, Dermoptera, Cynocephalidae. The record is from RefSeq and is a predicted model, not a curated record.
AGUGACUAUGACUUGGAAUUUGGAACUGAGUGUUUGCAAUUGGCUCUAAAAUACUGUCACAUUAAAGCCAAACUUGUAGAAGGAUCACCUGACCUCUGGAAGGUGACCUACAAACGAGAUCUGUAUGCGGCUGAAUCGAUUAUUAAGGAAAGAAUUUCACAAGAACUUUGUAUAGUUAUGGACACAAAAGAAGAUAGAGAACACGUAGGUCAUCUUCUUGAAGAAGUGCUAAAAAAUGAAUUAAAUCAUGUAAAAGUCACAUCAGGAGUUCUGUGUCCUGCUGGCAGAGAUCUUCAGCAAAUCAUCUUAGAGCAAUGCUACAGUUUCGUUUGUGUGAAUGUUAUGACCACUGAUUUUCAAGAAACCCAGAAGUUACUGAGUAUGCUUGAAGAGAGUAAUCUUUCCAUUCUGUAUCCUGUUGUUGUUGUUUCA